Aspergillus niger is the source of this 2667-nucleotide messenger RNA. RefSeq lists its product as uncharacterized. The record is from RefSeq and is a predicted model, not a curated record. Lineage: Eukaryota; Fungi; Ascomycota; Eurotiomycetes; Eurotiales; Aspergillaceae. Gene Ontology annotation, biological process: protein phosphorylation. The transcript has 3 exons. The coding region runs from base 1 to 2667 and encodes 888 amino acids. Gene Ontology annotation, molecular function: ATP binding; protein kinase activity.
AUGUUUUCGUCUGCGCUCAAAUCCCUGAGCUCUAACAUAUCGUCCAACUACCACAUCUCUCCACACCCCACCGUGGUCUCCGGUCCUUGGAAAAUCCAUGAUGGGAAGAAGAAAUCUACCGGAACCACAGCGUCAAUCUUUAUAUUCGACAAGAAGGUUCUCGAACCAAGAUCAAGUGGACUUGGUAGUCGUUCCAGCUCUUCAACCAAAAAGCUGCAAGAAGAUGUUGUUGAACGCCUGAAGCGGGAAGCGAGCAACCUUGCGCGGCUCCGGCAUCCGUCUGUCCUUCAAGUGCUGGAGCCUGUCGAAGAGACUCGUAAUGGCGGACUCAUGUUUGCUACAGAACAGAUUACCGCAUCUCUUGCAGGACUACUGCAGACAAAAGAUGCGCAGGAGAACACUUCGAGGAUCGGCUCCAGGUCCAGCCGUUACAUGGUGGAAGAGCCCGACGGCACGCGCAGGCGAAGAGACCUCGAGAUCGACGAGCUAGAGAUCCAAAAGGGCUUAUUGCAAGUUGCCAAAGGUCUCGAAUUCCUCCACGAGUCUGCCGGGCUUGUCCACGGCAAUUUGAACCCCGAAGCCAUCUACAUCAAUGCCAAAUCGGAUUGGAAAAUCUCUGGCCUUGGAUUUGCCGGCCCCGCGAGCUCUACUGAGUCGCGUUCUACUCUCCCACCUUUGGCUCUAUCAGAAGUUCUCUACCAAGACCCACGCCUGCCUCAAUCUGUGCAAUUGAAUCUGGACUAUACUUCGCCCGAUUUCGUCCUCGAUACCAACGUCACUCCUGCAGCGGAUUUGUUUUCACUCGGUCUUAUUAUAGUGGCGCUCUAUAACUCACCCCAUGUUUCCCCGCUACAGACGCAUUCCAACGUGAAUACGUACAAAAAACUUCUCAGCUCUCCAUCCAGCACUCCCUCCCAAGGCAAUAACUUCUUAUCUUCGGGCCCGAUUCCAAAGGACGUCCUUUCUCACGUUUUACCCAGGCUGAUAACGAGAAGGCCUGCUCAGCGUCUGAAUGCACGCGAGUUUCAGCAAUCUCAGUACUUCGAUAAUAUUCUGGUCUCGACCAUUCGCUUUCUGGAGUCUCUACUUGCGAAAAAUGCCAACGAAAAGUCGCAGUUCAUGCGUGGGCUUCAACGGGUCCUGCCAGAGUUUCCAGCCUCCGUGCUAGACAGAAAGGUUUUGGGCGCCUUACUGGAGGAGCUGAAGGAUCGUGAGCUUUUGCCGCUUAUUUUGAGCAAUGUGUUUGCAAUCUUGCAGCGCAUUCCCAAUGCACGCCGCGCGUUCCCGGAGCGAGUGAUACCUCAGCUCAAAGAGGCUUUCCCGACAGGGAAAGGUGCUGUCCAAGACCGCGACUCUAAAAGAGAUGCGGGUCUUUUGGUCGUCCUAGAAAAUAUGCACGUCGUGGCAGAUAAUUGUUCUGGAAAGGAGUUCAAAGAAGACAUCUUGCCCCUGAUUCGUCUGGGACUCGAUUCACCCACACACACCUUGGCAGAUGGUGCAAUCAAGUGCUUACCGGUUAUUCUCCCGGUCCUUGACUUUAGCACUGUCAAAAACGAAGUUUUCCCGCCUAUAGCUUCGACUUUUAGUCGGACUAACAGUCUUGCCAUCAAAGUGCGUUGUCUGGAAGCAUUCGCUUCAUCCAUCUUAGACAAGUACACGAUACAAGAAAAGCUUGUCCCGUCAUUGAAAGCCAUCAAAACCAAGGAACCAGCUGUCAUGAUGGCUGCUUUGUCUGUCUUCCGCCAAAUCAAAACCGUGGCGGACACCGACUUUCUUGCUCUGGAAGUCCUCCCGGUUCUCUGGAGCUUCAGUCUCGGACCCCUCCUUGACCUGCGUCAAUUUGGGGAAUUUAUGACUCUAAUCAAAGAUAUCUCCUCGAAGAUCGAAAAAGAGCAAACAAAAAAGCUCCAGGAGCUUUCGUCCGGAGGAGAUACUGGAGGGUUCCAGAACGGCACUGGGUCUUCUUCAGCAGCCUCGAUCUCGACGGGGCAGUCUAACAUGGACAACACGAGAGACAACUUUGAGCGUCUUGUUCUAGGACGAACGGCAGCUACGUCCAAUGAUCAGGAUAUUGACCAAUGGGGUAGUCUCACCUCAGGCCCUCCUGCAGUGCAGUCUAGUACUGCUCAACCGACAUCGCCUGCAGGCUUCUCCUGGCCUUCUAGUACUACAAGUCCAGGUGCGAAAGGGAGCAUGCUCCCGGCGCAAAACAAUCUCAGCAUGCGUUCGAUCACUCCUGAUUACAGCUUGAACACAUUCCCGUCUCUAGCACCUGCCACUCGGGCAAAAUCUCCCCCAACGCCAUCAUUUCCUACUCUGCAGCCUUCGCCUUCUUCAUCGUGGAGCAUACCAAACCCCGCAACUAAUCAGCAAUCGACUCAGAGAUCUAAUGUUUCGGGUAUUUCUCUGGGAGCGUUAGCGAACAUGAAGACACAGGCUCCUAUGCCUAGCCAAGCCACUCAAGCUGCUCCCAAUUACUCUGCAUUUUCAAUCCCUCCGCCUCCGUCGGGCCACAGCUCCGUUGGAUCGUUUGGCAGUCCCGGAGGACUAGCUAAGCCGGGGGGCUCGGCUUUUGGUACAACUGCCUCCUCCAAUGCGUUCCUAAACAACAGUGCGCCACAAGCAACACCAAAGCAAGGCCUCGAUAAGUACGAGAGCUUGCUGUGA